AUAGAAGAUGAAGAUGAUUUAAUACAGACUGUUAUAACAGAUAUAACACAGCUGUGUGCCGAGAACGUUAUACUAUGGACCAAGUUUCUAGAAACUGUCACAUUGGCUGAAAAUGUACAAAGUUAUUUAGCACAAGAGCAUCAUACAGCUAGAGUAAGUGUUAGAUAUUGA
Messenger RNA from Lottia gigantea (owl limpet), 171 nucleotides. RefSeq lists its product as hypothetical. NCBI's taxonomy places the organism in Eukaryota, Metazoa, Mollusca, Gastropoda, Lottiidae. The record is from RefSeq and is a predicted model, not a curated record. The transcript has a single exon. The annotation marks the transcript as partial.